Messenger RNA from Symsagittifera roscoffensis, 2638 nucleotides. RefSeq names its product mirror-image polydactyly gene 1 protein-like. The transcript is spliced from 14 exons. The record is from RefSeq and is a predicted model, not a curated record. NCBI's taxonomy places the organism in Eukaryota, Metazoa, Xenacoelomorpha, Acoela, Convolutidae. Bases 52 to 2346 code for a protein of 764 amino acids.
AUGUUCAUUCCUACUUAAGGCUCAAAAACUUUCGAGAUUAUUGGCUGGAACAUGACCUCUUAUGAUAGCCCAAAUCGAGGUCAUGACUACUUCAGAUUUGGAAGUGAGUCAUUGGUCGAUGAGCUGAAAAUCAAAGCACAAAUUAGAGCAAAACAAUCACCGAAGGACUAUGCUGCUGUUCCUAAAAGUAAAAGCAGACGUGAUUUCGAGAAGUACUUAAAGGAAGAAGCUCAGAGAAGGACAGGGUCGUCUAAUUUUGUUGAACCGAGCAGAAAAUCUCAUCAAAACGGUCUUUCAUCGAAGCUGAACAAGAAUGAAGUCUUGUAUAAGAAGGAAGCUGAACUGAAACCUCUGAAGAGACGAAGUAAAAGGAGAGAAGGAGACCGAAGAACUGGUUUUGAACAAGGAGGUUUAUUUGAUUCGCACGGCACGAUAUUACCCGUGCCACGUGAUGGUAGAAAAGGAGGCAGCCGACGAGAAAGUUCGCUCGGAUCCGAGACGGAAGGCUACUCCUCGGCAGCUCCAGUCUUUCAUGCCAAUACACCAGAAGAGAGGUCACCUUUGUCGCGCUUGCAUCGAGUAGGAGAAGAGGAAGACUUGGAUCGUGCUUUCUUUAACGGCACCUUGAGUGGCGAUAGUGACUAUCAUCUUGAAAAUGGAGGGGAAGAAGACUGUUCAAAUCGCUUGUUGGGGGAGAACGGGCAACUUAUUUUGGCUGAGGAGAAGAUCGUCUCGCUCAAGAAACACAUACAACAGCUGCACAGACGCAACUCACAGCUGUCACGUAGCUUUAGUCGUCAGAAACAAAGAAAUUCGGAAGGAUCAACCCAACAAUUGGGCACGAGUGUGAGGCUGAUGCAGGAACUGAAGAGUGAAGAGAUUGAGGCCACAGUCGCUCACAGAGUGGCAGCUGUGAUAGAGGAAAUCCAUGGUGAGCAGCGAAAGAGAGACGAAGCCCUGUUGAAGCAAGUGAGAGAGGCUAGAACUGAGAGGGAGCAUUUACUCCAACAUAUAGACUCUCUCAAAGAAGAAGUUCAAUUUCUGCAGAAGAGUCCAGAGGAGCAGUUGAAAUGUGUGAUCAAGGACGACUCGGAACCUAGUGUAGAGAUGCUUCUGCGUGAGGUAGAGACUGCGCCUUCAUCCGUAGAGUUAGAGAUGGCUGGCAAAGUGUUAGUGGACAGAAUACAGAAGACAAGAGCGACAGCUAGUCAAAUCAGAGAUGAAGAGAUGACACAAGUGGUCCAGGAGAGAGACCAGGCUGUGGAAAAGCUGAAGGAAAUGGAGAUGUUUUUCUUCUCAGUGGACAAAUUCGCCCCUCCCCCUCUUUCGGCUGACAACAGCAAAGAGAAACAGCCGCAACAGAGUCAAAAGAGCAUGGCAGCGAAAUCUCCCUCGGACAAUGCAGUCAACAGGGCACUUAAGAAUGAGCUGCGACAGAGUGUGGUGGCUAGAGAGGCGGCUGUGAAGAAGAGUGAACAGGUUGAACAGGACAUGAACAUGAUCAGACAAUACCUCAUGAAAAGCGGUCCUUCUGGCGAGCAGUUGUUGCGUGAGCUGGGAGACACGUUAUCCACAGGGAUGGGAAGCAAUGAAGACCCACUUCUAGUACAUCUAGAGAGACAAAGUGGCCAAUUGGCCGACAGAUUGGAAAUGGUCACCAAGCAGAAAGGGGAGAGUGAGAGGAAGGCAAAAGAGUUACAGACUCGCAAUGAACAAUUAGAGAGGCUGGUCACUGUACUGAGGAAGAAACUCUCCGAAUCAAAUUCCGAAUCACCCCCUCCCCCAAAUCACUUUUCGCAGCUCAACCCCCUCCCCCCAAACUCCUCAAUGCAGAACACGACAUACCCGAUACCUGAAUCGUUCUAUUAUAGCAAUCGUGAGAACCUUUCAAUUCCCAACGGAUAUCCAUUGGGCUUCGAGUCUGAAGACCAAAGUUAUCAAAACAUACCCAGUUUUUAUCCCAAAUUGGAACCAAACUACCCUUCGAAUAUGUAUACAUAUCAGCAAUCACAACAAGAUCCUUAUCCAGAAAUGACAACAACCUCGAUGACGAGUGAGCUUCAACAAAAUUACCCGCAGAAUUCAGUCUCAAAUCAAAAUCCUAAUCUAACAGAAGGCUAUUUUAAUAGAAACAGAGCGAAUGCGGUAGAUAGUAAAAAUCAGUCACAACUUUAUUACCAAGAUGAUACUCUUUCCCAGAUGCAAUUGUACCAACAGAAUCGAAAUCUUGAGGAGGUACAUGGCGAUACUAAUCAUGAGGAUCUCCGAAAGGAUCCACUUUCGUUCAAGCCUGAAUCUUCAGAGCAGAACUCUCAGUCUGGUUUUAGAUUGCAAUCGCAACAUUAGAGAUUAGAAAGCUCUUUAUUUAAUUACUAACAUAAUGAAUUGAUUUUACAUGGGGAAUUCGCUUGAAAAGUUAUAUAUAGAAUCGGGUUGGACUGUUUUCGUGGAAACUUGUAGGUAUCGAAGUAGCCUUUUACUAGCCAUUUUUAACUCAUUUUUUGCAGUGUUAAAAAGAUAGAAUUUUUAAAGUUAAUUUUCUAGAAGGGCAAUUUGGUGUAAGAUUUUUUUUUGUUAUUUUUAAUGGUUAUGUAUGAUCUUUUGUAAAUUGGGAAAGGCUCAUUUUGUUACCAUUGUA